Messenger RNA from Xyrichtys novacula (pearly razorfish), 18955 nucleotides. Lineage: Eukaryota; Metazoa; Chordata; Actinopteri; Labriformes; Labridae. The record is from the annotation of a GenBank genome assembly.
CUUGAACGCACCCCUGUAUCACCUCCAGCCAGCAGGAGUUGUUCGUCUGUGCAAAUGGGCGGUGUUUUACACUGGACAAGGAAGACCUAGCGCUGCUACAACUCAAGCCAUAUUAUUCUCAGCCCUGCGAGAGCACCAUGGCUUUCUUUCCAUCUGCCGGUACAUUAAAUCGGUGGUGGUGUGUGUCUGUGGAGUAGCAGGGCUCGCUGUGAUCCUGGUGGAGACCCGGCCUGCCGUCCUGAGCGCUGUCUGUCUGCAGCGGUAGGUUUGCUUUACUAACGCCUACAGCUUCAAUACACACCAGACUGGGAGCAUCUCUACACAGGUGGUGAAGCUGACUGUGUUAAAUAAUGAACGUCGCAAGUUUCUUUUAAUGUAAAAGUACAUGUUUCUGAACAAAUAGUCACGUCUAGCCCAGCAUUAAUUAGCUUGCUGCUGUUGACAACCCUUGAGAACAGUCUUUUAAGCUAACGUGAGCUAAGCUAGCUGGCCCAGAAGCUAAUUAGUCAAUUGAAAUAAAAACGGCCACCACUUCUUCAUAUACUCAAUUUUAGUAACUUAAUCUCAAGAUAUUACACCUUCAGUCUGUGUUGAGCAUUAACAUUUGCUAUCAUCUCUAACCAGUGUUAUUUUUACAGGCAGGCUAACGCUAACGUCAGGUGUUAGCUGUUACCACAUAGGACAGAGUAAGUUCGCUCAUGUUUCCCAAGAUGUUAAAAUUUAGCCUUAACAGACAAACAUGAUAUCUAACUAGGGGAGAAGGGCAGUCUGGUUUCUUAAUAGUACACAGAAGAUUAGUCAAGGGUGAAGUUAUAGGUACAUUUAGCGUUUAUUGCGAAGGAAAGACAUCAAGCAAGUGGUGGUUUGACUGUAACCACCUGCAAGUGAAACCAAGUGAUCUCAACCAUCAGCACAGUUCUCAUCCAUAUGUGUUAUACCCAUAAUGUUAAGCCUUUACAACAUACACUGUAGUGGCAAGCCUGAACAAAACCAUCAAGCCAAAAAAAUAUGUUCUUAAAAUGUAAGGCAUAUAUUUUUAACCCGACCUAAUUUUUCCUUAUGUAUAAGUUUAUGUGUCCUACUGGCACUAAAUCAUACAUCUACAGUAUAAUCACACUGUGUAGUUUUCUCUCACAUAUGGCACAAGGCUCAUUUCAUGGGUUUUAACUGUGUGAGUACCAGGAACAAUACACAUUGUAUAUACAAGAUAAUGCAGCACUGGUAAGUCAUGUCAUCAUUGCCUAUUUUUGGAAGUCUAUUUGAACGAUUGAAAGAGUUGUUUGGAAAAUAUUUAAAGGGAUAUUCCGGUGUAAAAUUAAUUUUGUGUUAAACACACCCCCUCAAGAGAUGAAUGUUGCAGACGGCUUGCUUUUCUAGUUAUACCAACUUUAGUAACGACCACAGGAUAGCAAUACACAGCGGUCUGAAGAGCCAUAAACAAACCUCGACCAAAAGCCACUUUAUAGCCACAAAUAAUGCUCAGAACAGCACCUAACUUCAUCAACAGGACAUAUAGGGUCCCAGCCACAGUACUAGCCACCGAACAUCUUUUUAGCUUUGCCUAAUUUCUUUAUCAAAGAGACUAAACACAACUUACCCGCUCUCCUCCAGCAGCUGCUUGUGUGUAGUGAGACCUCAGGCCAGUCCAUUACAGACUGCAGCGGGGGGACGCAGCUCAAGGAAGAACAUUUAUGAUCAUUACUUUAUCAUUUUGCACUGCAGACGCGGUAGUCCUUCUGCCUUAGCGUCUCGGUCUGAUUGCAUUUUCCAUGAAGAAAUGAUCAUAAAUGUUCUUCUUUGAGCUGCGCCACCCCACAACAGUCCGUAAUGGACUGGCCUGAGGUCUCGCUAAAAAAGAAGCGGCUGCUGGAAGAGAGUAGGUUAGUUGUAUUUAGUCUCUUUGCUAAAGAAAUUAGGCGAAGUUAAAAAGAUGUUUGGUGGUUAGUGCUGUGGCUGGGACCCUAUAUGUCCUGUUGAUGAAGUUAGGUGCUGUUCUGAGCAUUAUUUGUGGCUAUAGAGUGGUGUUUUGGUUGAGGUUUGUUUGUGGCUCCUUAGACUGCUGUGUAUUGCUAUCAUGCGGUCGUUACUACAGUUGGUAUAACUAGAGACGCAAACGGUCGGCAACAUUGAUCUCUCGAGGGGGUGUGUUUGACCCUAAAUUAAUUUUACGCCGGAAUAUCCCUUUAAGCUCAAGGCUAUCAUUUACCUCCAACUGUUAGAUAUUGAAAAUGAACACUUUUUAAGGGGCUGUGUAUUCUUACCUUAGGCUGAUCAGUCAAAAAUAUCUGAAACAAACAUGUAUCCCACAUGCCUAAAAGCAGAUAAGAUCCAGAGUUUGUUGUGAAUGAGGGACACAGCCUUGCCUCAGCUGAUUCUAUCUGUUAGUGAUGUACAAAAAGAUAAUGUUGACAGAAACAAUGUUUGUUUUAAAUUGUCUGCAGUUUUGAUGAUGCCUGUUUUUGUUCUGUAUCAUCUAGUGUAGAUGCCUUGGCUGAGAUGAGUGUGAAGGCUUUUGAGCUUGUCCCCGCUGUGGAGAGAGAUCUCCUCAUGGGCGACAAAGCUCGCAUCAAUAUCGAGUGCAUCGAGUGCUGUGGGAAGCACCUUUACCUGGGUACCAAUGACUGCUUUAUACAUCACUUCCUGCUGGAUGAGGUCACUACUUCCAAGGGGAAACUGAGUUACUCGGCUCAGAAGCUGCUGCACAAAUAUCUGGGCCUUAAGAAACCUGUUGCCGAGCUGCGCGCCGCCUCGGCGUUGGAGCGUCUGAUAGUGCUUUGUGAUGCUAUAGUGUUCCUUGUUGAUAUGGUGACACUGGAGACUGUGCCCUCUGCAGCAGGAGGUGGAGCCAAAAUCAGAGGUGUGACGGCAUUCUGCAUCAAUGAGAAUCCAGUUAACGGUGAUCCAUUCUGUGUGGAAAUGGGUGUGCUCUCGUCCAAACGGAGGACUGUGCAGAUUUACAUGGUAUAUGAGGACAGAGUGCAGCUAGUCAAAGAGGUGAACACUCCCGAGCAGCCUUGUGCCGUCAGCCUUGAUGGUUACUUCCUGUGCCUGGCUCUGGCUACACAGUACAUGAUUCUGAACUACAACACAGGAGCCUCCCAAGACCUUUUUCCGUAUAGCAGCGAGGAGAGGAAACCUAUAGUGAAGAGGAUCGGCAGAGAGGAGUUCCUUUUGGCAGCACCAGGUGGUCUGGGUAAGUGAGGACAUAGGCAGGUUGCCUGUGGGCAGUUGAAUGAAGUUUUCUUAAAAAUGUCUGAGAGGGUAUUUUUGCAUAUCAAAGAGGUCUCUCCUCUUUUUUUUGUAUGUGGUUAAGAACUGUCAGGAGAAAUCCUUAAAUAAGAGGAGAGGCUGGUGCAUCAGGGGGUUAUUUUUGCAAGUAUUUCAGUCUAUUCGAACAGACCUGUUAUGGAGUAUUUUUUUUUUAGACCUGUUCGUAUUUUUCUUUUUUCUAAUAAAUUUUCAAAGAUUUUUUUUUUUUACGUCUCUGGGUUUUGCUCUUGUUAAUCGUUUAAAAUGAAGGUUUUCUUAUUGGGAAUUACUCACUAAAAUGUGACACAACUGUCGCUUCAUUUGCAAACUCUGUAUUUUUCUCAUUACCCUCACUUGUUUUCUAGUUGUCUGUGGCCAUAGACUGUAUAUAGAAUGGACAGCAUCUGCCUCCUCGCUGGGUGAAGCCACUCGCAGAACAGCACCCUCUGGUGACGGGCUGCAGUAUAGGUCAUAAAUCCCGCUUGUGGGGCUGUGGACAAACUUUAGAAAUUUAUUACACAGAAUAUAAAUCACAGAAUGUAGUUAUUGUCAGACUGGUUUGUGCUCAAGUCCUCUUUUUUCUGUGAAGCUCCGUUUUUAAAAGUUAUUAGGGGGUUCAUGUUUUCUAUGAUUGACACCUGAUACAGCCUAUUGGCGUUCAGGGAUUGCGUAGCUCACACGGGGGAUACGCUGUUUGAGCCGGGCGUCAUCACGGCGACUCUCCCGACGAAUGCGCACAAUGGUACUGCGCAGCGCUGGUUUCAGGAAAUGAAGAAAAAUCGCGGAAAUACCGAGAACUUUUUGGCUUCAAAUCCAUAUACAGGCAGGAGGCGGAACCAAGUUGUCCAUAGUAUAUACAGUCUAUGUCUGUGACCCAAAAAUUUCACAAUAGUUUAAAAUUGCAACCAUUCUCAGAUUUGUCUUGAACUCUGAUUUUCCACGAUAAGCACUUCAAGUUUUACACAAAUCUUGUUGCUAACUUAGUCAGAGUUACAUUUCUAAACCUCCAUAACUUUGGAGUCUUCAGUUAAAGAAAAGUGCCCUCUUCUUGACUUUUAUCUUUUGCAUAUGCUUUCAGGGAUGUUUGCAAAUGCAGAAGGUGUGUCUCAGCGAGCUCCAGUCAACUGGUCGGAGAGUGUGAUCAGUGCUGCUGUGUGUUUCCCGUAUGUCGUGGCUUUGGAUGAGAGCUUCAUCACCAUCCACAGCAUGCUGGACCAACAGCUAAAACAGACUCUUUCGUUCAGGGAUGGACACAUUCUGCAAGACUUUGAAGGUAUUCUUCCACAUGUAUUAUCAUUUCAACUAUUUGAGCCACACAACUACAAACCACAGCGUAAUGCUCAUCUUGUGGAUGGCUUCAUGCUGUAGUUUAUUAUGAUUCACUUUUUGUUACCAUUAAUGACCAAAGUUUAUACGCUUUGGCUUUCAAGGGUAGUUAAUGUUGGCAGUGCGAGCAGAGAUUGUGUCACACUUAAGCAGCUAACAGGUGCUGAUCAUGUAAUUCAACCUAAUCUAACACAAACUUUAGUGACAUGACUCGAGGCGGUUUAACAGAUUUUACACAACAAGGCUUUUAACUUUUACAUUUGUUGUCUUUUAUUCAUUUAUUACAUUUAUCAAAUUCAGUGUCUUAAACUGUUGAGUGCCUCCACUUCACUAAAAAGUAGCCACAGGCCAUGGUUGUUCAUGAGCUCAGGACUAGACAGCAUGGAGGCUGUUGUUUGCUGGACUGAGAAAGCGAAACUUUUGGCAGGAAGCUGUGCAGCAAUGAAGACUGGCAUCCUAAUCAGUAAUGCUGACUGAGCACCAGCAACCUUUUCUUAGGAAAAAAGCAUUAGUAUGGUGAUCAGAAUAAAGAAAAUACAGGAGCUCUGACAAACAAACAAACAGCAAUGAAAGCUCUUCUUAAUGUGCACAAAUUCACAGAUGGAGACUUGCACAGAAGUAUAGCUAAGCUCACCUUUUUGCCUGCAGUUGUUAAAAUAAAGGUAUUUGCAUGAUGAUGGGCGCUUACAAAGUUUUAGGAUGGUGAGUCAGACUCGAGAGCAAAAUCAAUACUUUACCCGUUAAGACCUGAACCCUGUCUGAGACACGCCUCUGAAAUCCUGAGGGCAAUUUUGAGAAGGGCCGCCAGAUCCUGAGGUUUUCUGAAGUGUUGAGGUUUACAAAAAAACUGAUAUCUCAGCCUCUGUAGUAGAUAGAAACAAAAUUCAAAAGGUAUUUGAAAGCUUACACGUGUUGCUUUCAAGAAAACUAUCUUCUAUUUUUCCAAACCUUCAUUGAAAACUUUGAACAAACAAACUCAAAUAAAAUAAAGCGGCUGUAUAAAUAAAAGUAAAGACUCUGCACUGGAGAAUAAUAAACUAUUUGCUUUCUAUAAAACAAGUGGCAGGCAUGAUAAAGUGUCCAUUCAACAUAAAUGUAAAUAUAAACUCUGUGCAAGCGCGGCCCUGUUGUUGUUUUAUUAUUUACUCGUCAUCAUUAGCCUGAAACUAUUGAACUUUUCCUGUAACUUUGUGUAUUUAUAGCCAUUUUUUGUUUUAUUGAAGUUCUGACAUGUGGACUAUUUUGGUUAAAGGAAAGGUCAUCCUGGCGUCCACCAAGGCCGUCUAUGUUCUGGUCCCCUUGCCCUUGGAAAGACAGAUCCAGGACUUGUUAGCCAGUCACAGAGUGGAGGAGGCCCUCAUCCUCACUGAGGGAGCACAGAGAAAUAUUCCCAAAGAUAAGUUCCAGGUAACAGAGCAUUGUGUAAUUCUGCUACUUCAUAUUCUGUCGAUUUUCUUAGACCCAAGUCUUGUUAUGAAUGUAAUCGUCUAAUAUGUCAUUUUUUUGCAUCUUCAGAUUUUGCACAAAAGAAUCUUACAGCAGGCGGGUUUCAUACAGUUUGGUCAGCUUCAGUUUCUUGAAGCAAAGGAACACUUCAGGUAAGAGCCUGGGUCAGAGAUAAAGACUUUUCUUAAGCGUCUGUUUAAUUACCGUGUUUCCUCUUUGGGAUUAAAGUGUCUGUGGUGUGAAACCUGUAAAUACCAGUUAGGUUUAAAGUGAAAAAGUCUUCUCUUUUUAAGGAAUCAGUGUUGGAUCACAGAGUUAACUUUUCCGUUUCAUACCCAAACUGACAUUUAUAAGGUAUUUGAUGAAACGGAUUUAGCAUAUAACAUCUUGAACAGUAUUCACACAGUCUUUUAGGUCAUUGAGAUGAUUACUUGCCAUCUUUCUGUGUUUUCAAAUCUUGAUAAUUAAUCUUGGCUCGAGCUUCUCUUCCGACUUACAGCAGAGAAAACCAUAUUCCUCCUGAUGUUUCUGUUUUAUUCGCAGGAAGGGUCAGCUGGACGUGCGGGAGCUGAUAUCUCUGUACCCACUUCUGCUGCCGGCUUCCUCUUCAUUCACUCGCUGCCACCCUCCUCUCCAUGAGUUUGCAGACCUGAACCACCUGGCACAGGGUGACCAGGAAAAAGUGCUGCACUGCAAAAAAUUCCUCAUCAGUUACUUGGGAGAGGUGACUCUGUUUACCUUGCCACGAUUGCCAUAAGUCGUUUGUGUACUUUUUGUUCCUUUAGAUAAUAUUUGUUUUAACCCCACACAGGUACGAAGCACAGAGGUGGCUAAUGGCUGUAGAGAGGACGUGGACACCGCAUUGUUAAAACUUUAUGCCGAGCAGGAUCACGAGAGCCUUCUUGAUCUGCUCGCAUCAGACAACUCCUGUGUUCUAGCAGACAGUGUGCCAUGGCUGGAGAAAUAUCACAAGUUUGUAUAUCAUUUUCUUGAUAGUCAUUAGUUAACGAUACUUUCUCACAAGAAGAAGACUCACUACAUCUAAACAUAUGCUUGAUUGUACCAAUAAAAUGGCAUUCAGUGACUUCUAAUUGUAGAGCUUAAGUGUUGAAACAGUGAGACACUUUGCUCAUCCUUCAUCUUGUCACCCAAUCAUUUUGUUGUCGUUUCGAUCACUGCAUAAUAAUCACAACUGAUAAUAAUAACAUAAUAAUUGAUACUGUGGCUAUGCUUUCAAUCUGUUUCAUGUCAUCUGGCUUAUUUUAAAGGUCACCAGCUUGAUAAAGAGUGGUUUGUUUAAAUUAGUAGUCCCGGUUGGAUUGUGUUAUUUUAAACCGUAUAAUUGUGGGAGUUGACAGUAAAAUUAACCCUCUUGAGGACACUGGGAAUCAGAAGUUUAAAUCUUUUUAUUUCCUAUUGUAGAUUUUUUGCACUCGGGCUGCUCUAUCAUUACAAUGGUCAAGAUUCAGCAGCACUACAGGUAUGUAUACACCGGUUUUUGGUCCUCAUUUAGAAUCAACACCAACAUAAUAUGCAUGACUUAUAAGAAACUGAUCAUUUUUCUGACAGAUGUGGAUUCGAGUGGUGGAUGGGGAACUACAAGACUCCACAAGAUCGGACCUGUUUGAGUACAUCGUAGACUUUCUCUGCUCCAGCUCAAAUCUGGACCUUAUAUGGAAAUAUGCAGACUGGGCUCUGCGAAAGGAUCCCACUGUAGGUUACCAGGACCUGAAAUAGUUAUCUCUGUCAGAGAUUAUGAGCUUGUCUGUUACACUGUUGUCUAAUACCCAGAAUUCAACACGGUGGUGAGCUAUCGUGGUAACCUCACUUUCCUGGUUUCUCAUAGAAAGGUGUCCACAUCUUCACUAAGAGGCCUCAGAGCAAACACCUUUCUGAAUUGAACCCUGAUGAUGUCAUCACUCACCUGGGAAAGCACACCAUGGCACUACUUCUUUACCUGGAACACCUGGUGUUGGAGAGGAAAUCGCAGGUAUGAGAGCGAGGUUUUUCAGCGGUGCUGUUGUCUUCACUGAUGUGCCCUUUAGCAAAACUCAAGCUGUGUGCAAACACUUGCGUUGUUCUUGUUGCUAAACCAGACUUUUCUGCAGGGUAGCAAACAGUGUUAAAAGGAAUUUCCCAGCAGUAUCACUUCCCCAAAGUACAGAAAGUAAAAUUAGAGUAAAUAAGUUCUCAUGACCUUUUACACUUCACCACAUCAGAACAGAAGUAGAACAGGAAUAGUAACAGAAUCUAUCACUACCUCUUAACUUGUUCCUAUGAUCCUGGCCUCUGAGUUUUGGUUUCGGUUCAGAUCAAAGUGUUGUAUACCCUCCAUCUUGGAUCAUUCCUCCUCCUCAGGAUUAUCUUGCUCACAGUUUCACAAAUUUACCAUCACAAGCUGCCCACCCACCAUCUGAUGUGGUUUUUACAGAGAUACUCUUCAUAGAAAAGUCUUUUUUUUAAGCGUUGUUGUUCUCUGAGCUGAGACAGACAAUUUACAUCACCAAUACCAAACAUAGUUUUUCCUCUUUAAUACUAUUUUUAUUUGUAAGUUUUAAUAAUGUCUUUAAAAGGGGAUUUUAUUAACAUAGCUGCAGCAAUACCAGUGAUGUGAAUGAUUUUAUAAAACAGGUUUAGGUGAAUUUUGCUGCCUUUCUACAGGAAAGAUCAUAAACUUGAGUUGUUGUCUUCCAUAUUUUUAAAUGCAGAAAGAAAAGUUCCACACACAUCUGGCCGUGUUGUACCUGGAGAGGGUUUUGUCUUUACUGUCAGAGUCGCCAAGAGAUGAGGAGCAGAUCACCCGAGCCAGGGAGAGGCUGCAAGCACUGCUCAGGGAGUCCAAUCUGUACAGUGUACAGGUCCUUUUAGGUGAGGAACUCGUGUAAAGAUGUCACUGCACUUGCUCCUUCACCUUCUCAUUCAUUGGUGAUGAUGUUCAAUCUGGUACAAAAUUGGUUUAAGGGGUCUUUCAGUGGAUAUUGGUCCUUCAUGUGUCUUUACUCAUGUGUUUUUGCUCUGUUUAGGUAAGCUAGAGAACUGUGAACAGCUGCUGCUAGAGCGUGCAACACUACAUGGAAAACUCGAGGAGCAUGACAAAGCACUUCACAUACUGGUGCACAAGCUCAGAGACUUCCCUUCUGCAGAAGCCUUCUGUAUAUGGGCCUCUUGUUCUCGGGACUGUGCUUACAGACAGCGGCUGUUUCACCUGCUCUUAGAGGUGUAUUUAAAGGGGAACCACACAUCAGCAGGAGGUGGCGUUGGAGAUCCAGAGAUGGCUGCUGUGGACCUCCUAAAUCGGCACGGGGAGGUUUUUGAUGCAGUCCGGGUUCUGCGCAUGCUCCCUGAGGGAUGGUCUCUACAGCUGCUGCGGCCCUUUCUGGAUCGAUCCGUCAGAGCCAGUAUGCACGCGUGCCGCACGUCCCAGAUCGCCCUGGGACUGUCCCACUCUGAAAACUUACAACUACUGCAUGACAGGGUGAGAACCACACAACAUGUAUAGAUAUAUUUAUAUAAGUAACAAAAAGAAAGAAUGAACUUUUACCUUGUGCAUGUUUUUUUUUUUUGGGGGGGUGGUGGUUAUAAGAUGACAAAAAAACUAGGGGGUGAAAACAUUUUUUUAAAUGAUAAUUUUUUUAAUCAGGGAAAUUUGCUGAAGUGUACCAAUACUAAGUAUUGUUAAUAAUAAUAAUAAUAAUAGAAAUGAUAAUGUUGGUAAUAAUAGUAAUAAUAAUAAUAAUAAUAAUAAUGUUGGUAAUAAUAACAAUAAUAAUAAUAGAAAUAAUAAUAAUAAUAAUAAUAAUGUUGGUUAUUAUAAUAAUCAUAACAAUUAUCAUAUUAAUAAUAAUAAUGAAAAUAAAAAUAAUAAUUAUAGUAAUAAAAAAUGAUGUGAUGAUGAUAAUGAUGAUAAUAGUAAUGAUGAUGAAAAUAAUGAAAAUAAUAAUGAUAAUAAUAAUUAAAAUAAAAUAACAGUGAAAAUAAUAACAAUAAUAAAAUAAUCAUGAUUAUAGUAAUGAUAAUGAUGGUAAUGAUAAUAAUAAUAAAAACAAUGAUAAUAAUAAUGAUUAUAAUAACAAUGAUAAUGAUUAUAAUGAAAAUAAUACUUUAAAAAAUAUAACAAAUAAUUAUAACAAUCCCAACAAAAGGUAAAAGAAAUUUGCAAAAAAAAUAUUCUUUGCUAUAGAUAGAAAAUAAACUGUAUAGAAAUUGUUUAAAAAAUAUAUAUUUUUAUUCUGAAAUGCAAAUGAAACUAUAAUUAAUAUAUUUUUCUUAUUUCAUGUCAAAAUAUAAUUAUCAUGAGAAAAGGGAAGAGCACAUGUAAAAGUAUUAACACAAAGUCUCAUUUCUCCACAGCUUAAAGAGCGGAAGAAGCCAAUUUAUGUUUCUGAAAAGAAGGGAUGCCACUUGUGCCACAACACCUUCAGCGAGCCUGACGUGGUGUGUCUGCCGGGUGGAGUGCCCGUCCACAAGCACUGUGUUGCCCAGAGAGUAAGAGACUCCCCCACAAAAAGCCAGUUAACUAAUAGCAGUAACCAUACGUGACACUCUGCCCUUCAAACUACUGCUCGACCUGUGAUCAGAGGCACCAAACUAAAGCAGGACCUGCUGAGCGGAUGGCUGAGGACUGGGGGAGUAGCGAUAAGCACAGAACAGUUGUUGCCUCUGCAGAAUCUGCUAUGGAGCUUUGAGAAACAUGAGAAAAGCUGUGAGGUGUGUGGGGGAAGAAAAAGAUGGUUUCAUUUAUUUAUUCCUGUGCUGCAGAAAUAAAAAAAUGUUCAAACUACAAGUUUUGAAUUAAAGAUAAAAACACAACAACAGCUUAGUCACCUGGCCCUUUAAUCAGAUGACUGAGGAAAAAUCAAAGACAGGCUCUUGCGCUUUAUUUGUGGGUUCAGUGCUGCACCACUCAUCGUCUUUGCUUGAACAGUUUGAAACCUAUACACGAGAAAGUUCAAACUGCAGAUCACAAUAUUUGAACCUGUUGCAAAUAUUUCUGAAGCAUGCAUAGUAUUAUCACUCUAAUGGUUCCAGUCGCCCUCAUCUCCUCAUAUUGCUGUUGUAAUAAUAUCGUCCUAACUUGCACACUUCAGUGUAGGAUUUUAAUGUAAACUACUACCAAGACUCAUCAGAUCACUGAUGGAUAAUGAGUUUAUCUUUUUCCUCCUGUAUUCUGGUGUCACCGCUGCUUUAUUUCCUCCCUCCACCGUAACGGCACUCAGUGUUGAAUUCACAAUCUCACAGUUGUCAGUUUUUUCUGAUGUACCGGGUCAAUUUCAUCCAAGCCCAGUCAGAUCUGAAUGUCCUGUUGUUUUCGUACUGAUGAGACGGUUAUGAAACACUACAUGAAAUCUUUUAAUUUUAUUUUAUUUGUUUUCUGUUGAGUUAAACUAGGGAUUCAAACUGCAACAAGAAUGACUCAGACUGACCUUUCAAAGCAAAUUCAAUACUCACGUCGAUGAUAUACUGGUAGAGUUUCUAUAAAACAGCUAAGCAACUCUUAUGGUCUGGAUAUAAGUGGCAGAUAUAAAUGUCUACUGUCAUGAAUCAUGUGAAAUCAAGUUUAAUUUAUUUUGACUGGUUUGGGGUAACAAUAAAAUGAAACUGCAAGAAUCUUCGCUGCCACUCUGCAGUCACAACUCCAUCUUUCUGACUGUGGUGCACAGAUUGUUACAGAUAUACAAAAGUAAAGUAUCAAUCCCAAUCGAAAUGUGCUGACAAAAACAAAAAGGUUAUAUACUAUAAACAUGCAAAUAACAUGUUCAAGGAGAGAGAAAAUCGGGGUAUAAUUAACUAAAAAUUCACUUAUUUACACUAAAAUGUGGUUUUUAAUUUGGGCGUAAAAAAGUUAAGUGCCACAAGAUGGAAGCAUUGGGUAAAAAGUGAAAUAUGAACUAACAGAUGAACCGAUAAGUCAUUUCAAUUGAAAUGGAGCUGACUUAAUGACAUGUGCAACCACUUUUCUCCAGAGCAUCCUUUAUUUCCCUAAUACCAUAUUAAAAACUUACAGAAAUGUUUCAUUACCGUAGUGGUAUGACCUAAUUAAAUAGUUAGCCGAUGUAUUUAUCUGAUCAAGUUCAAUAAGAAUCAAACUUCUUCACUUUUUAAUAAUUUCCUUUUUAUUUGAUUUUUUUAAAUAAUCCUCCAGUUCCAUUUAAAUUCAGUUAUUUUCUCCCCUUAACCUUUGUUUUCUCACCACACUAAAAUCUAUUUUAACACAAUCUGGUCUGCCUUAAUCACCAGUUGGUGAAAAAAAGCUUUAUUUUAGGAAGUUUUAAUAAGUUUAGUUUCUCUGGGUGAACAAAAAAUAAGGAAAAGACUCCUCCAAUAUUGUGAGAAAUCUUGAGACAGCACGCAGUAUUGGUGUGACACUUGUAGAAAAAGCUGUUGACAUGGACAAGAAAGGAUUUUACCACAAUCACAACAAAAGAUAGACAUGAAUGAAUACCUCAUUAUUAGUGCAUACAGCUAGAGUUUAUUCUUAAAUUAGAGAAUAAGAGAAAACAAAGUCUGACCCUUAAGAGUUUAACAUUUUAAUCACAACAUCUUUUUCGAAACCUGAAAGAAAUUAAAUUCAAAUUAAACUUGAUCAUUAUGAAGCCUUAAUUUUUUAGAGGCUUGUCAUUAACGAACACUGUUUAUUUCACGAGUGUUUCCCUGUUGCAGCUGCUGUACACAGAGUACACUCUUAAAGUGAAAUCAGUGUACCUCCAUGUUGUUUCUUUUGAGAGUGCAGCUGUAAUUUAUUGAAGAUGUCCAUGCAGAUGCAGCGUUAUAAAAUGAGCUGUUAUGGGAGUUGAAACCAGUUUGUCUUGAACACGAGAAGUAAAAAGGGCAAGAAGAGGUUUUCUACCAGGUGUUUAUUUGAAACUUAUCUACAUGUCCGACUUUCCUCAGCACAUCACUGUUGUGGGGUUUUCUUACUUCUCUGAUGCCUGUGCUGUUGAUGCUUUGCCUUCCUUGAUCGAAACACAUUUCUCUGAGGAACUCUUGAGACUCUUUUUCUAACACGCAGAUCACAGUAAUAAAGAUACUGUCGGCUUGGCUCACUCUCCAUGACAGAGAUUCACAGCUUCUGCACAGCCUCUUUCUGUCUGACCUGUUCAAGUGUUGCUUGCUAAAAAGGCCUCCUAUCCAUGACUUCAUAUACUUUCAAAGAUACAGUACUGUUGUGUGGAAAAAAUACUCUUGUAUUUUAUAAAUAUAUGUAAACUGGUAUGUAUAUACUGCAUUUGUACUUGUUUGUUGCUUUCUAAAUCAAUGCAAUGUGGAUAGGGUGUACAGACUGUAAAUCCGUCCCAUUUUAAUAAACAUGAAACUGUAAACUAGUUCAUGGAGCCUCAGCUGCGUAUUUCAAACUUGGACUUUGACUUGAUUAUUGUUCGAGAGAAUAUAAUUUACUAGUUUUAUUCAUUUUACCCACCUGUGAAAAGAGGAAAACCUCUGAGGGAUUUAAAACGGAAAGGAGAAAUUAGGGCUGGGACGAUAUGCUUUUCUCCCGAUUCAAUUCUUCUACGAUUUUUUGGAUGUCGAUUCGAUUUAAAUCGUGAUUCUAGGAUAUUGUCGAUUUUUAGUCUGCAUUUUUUUGAAUGAUUAUGAUUGUCUACUGACUAUUCCAGGAACCAUAUUUCCCCCAAAAUACACAUCACAUGUUAGUCAGUUUUUAGGAUUUGUUCUUAAAUUUGGGACAAAAUAUUGUUUUUUGAACAUAAAAAUCUAAAAAUUUCAAAACAAAAAAUCACGAUACUUAUGUGAAUCGAUAUUUCCUCCCAACGCUAGGAAAAAUGUAUGUACUAGGUUAAUACUGAGAUACAAAAUCAUUCAAUACAAAGAAGCACAGAUUUGUUUCACAUUGAAAAAUAAUCCACAGACUUUAAGAAGCAGAAAUUACAUCCAAAAACCAAUUUGUUGCAUUCAGUAAGAAAGAGAAGGUGCUUCUGCGGUCAGAAAAUCGUAAAUCCUGUUUUUAUAAUUGUAGAAGUUGAUGAAAUAAUCACCUCGGCCCUCAGACCAAGGUAAGGGAUGAGGAAUGUAGAACACAGUUAGGAUUUAUUUCUUGCAAAAACGAAUCCCACAGCCUCAGUCCUUUACUUCCUACAUGUUGCCAUGAAGAUCUUCAUCUCCCCAUCUUCAAACAGCACAGAUGUCUGAAAAGCCUUUUUGAAGUUCUCAGUGAAAGUCAGAUCAGUCUCAAACCUGACCUUGUUGGCCCAGAUCAAAGUUGUCCCUGGUUUGCAGAAAUACUUCAUGGUUACCAGGAGCUCAUCCAGGUAGUCAUGGUGAUAGACAAUAUCAGCUCCCAGCACGUAGUCGUAGUGAUACACAGAUUUAGGGUAGGUACGCUCCAGGUUGUAACCCCAAGAUAGAGCCUUAACCUGGGGUGUGUGUCUGCAGCGCCCCUUGGUGUUUCUUGUCACGUUUGCCUGGAGGUUGCUCAGAAUCUCAGGUAGGUCUGUAGCUGUGGCUGAUGCUCCUGAGGAUGCAAAACAAGAUAUAUGAAACCACCACAGCUACAGCAACAGGAGGCUCGAGAGCGUAUCUAUCUUUGUGUUAUUUCUGUAUUCAUUUCUCACCCAGAAGACUGGCAACAAUAGUCACCAGUCCUGUUCCUGCUCCCAACUCCAGCACAUCCAUGUCCCGCAGGUUCACCCUCUCCCUGUUGUUUUCCAAAUAGGAGCACAGAGCCAAAGCCUGCAGGACAAACAGAUAAAGACCUGUUGCUAUGUGGACACGGUAGGUAGUCUAUAGUAGGUAAGGUAAUCUAUUCAUCCUGCUUUAUUCACCCCAUGUAAUGUUUUUAUUUUAUGUUUUCAGAGGUGCUUACUGCAGGCCACAUCACUGCUCCAAAAGAGUCAAUGGACUCAUGAAUGACGAUGUCCUGUCCAACGUAGUGGUAGAUAUCUCUAUCAAGUCUUCUGUUGAUUUUGGGGAACCAGGUUGUCGUUGGGUCAUACUUCACCACUGUUUGGUUGAUGUUCUCCUGUCCUGUAGAGAGAGCAGCGAUCCAAACCUUUACACUACAAACUGUAGGUUUAAACAUCAGUUAAAAAAGGAUUAAGAAAUCUGUUCAGCACAUGAAAUAACCAAUUUAUCCAACUCUGAUAAAACAAUAAAUCAGUCUGUGUCUUGUUUCCUUAUAUGUCCAGAUACUCUGGGGGAAGUCAAUUUGCCAUCUGGUUUAACUGAGAGCAAACUAAACUGUAUGACCUCACCACAUUUUGGCUUCAUCACUUGUGAGUCACAGUUCAAAUUUAAUUUCUUGCUGCUUGUCUCGCCAAAUGCUUUUUCGUCCAAAAGAUGCCUUCUCACUUUGCUGUAAACCACUCGAACACAAGACAGCUCCAGAAAAACAAACCUAAAUUUAUCUCUUCAUAGGGCUGGGAACAUUUGGCUUGUCUACCACAGUGGGCUUUACCUGGGGACUAUGAUCUGUUGUAGGACUUUAGUGUGGUUCUUCUGCAAGGAUUCUGGUCUAAACUUAGUUCCAGGAACAUAUUGUUUCUUCAACGUUAGUUUCUAUGGGGUGGCUUUUUCAAAACAGGUGGAAAUUUGUGGUUUGUUCUUGCAGUGCUGAAAAUCGUGGACUGGACAAGAGUUGGUGGCAUUCCCAUUUGGCUUUUAAGCAGAAAUAACAAUGCCUUUUAAAUUACAUGAUGUUGUCAACUUUACCAAAAAUGACAAAAUGAAUUGUGAAACAGGCUUCAUUUUAGCCCGCUUUGAAACUGUUAAAACACAAGGACGUCAUGUGGUGGAGGAUAAAGAGUUGUGGGUUCUUGUUGCUGGUUUGUGUGUUAUCUGUAAAAGUCCAAAGGUCUAGGUGAAUGAAUUUAGAGGUGAUUGGGGUGAUGAUAUUUUAAAAGUGACCUCUUCACAGCCAUGCUAAGAGCUCUAUGAAGUGACAUUGGACUUUCUCUUUUGAGCUACAUGCUUAUGCCAGUGUGCUAACAUUGAUCACAAACAUUCAGCUCGUAUGAUUUCAACCAUUUUAAAAUACCUAAAUCUUGGUCAAUCUUUAGUUGAGACCCUUAACAUUUAUAAAUUUAGAUUUAGCCUGGCUAUUAGCAACAAAAGAUAAGUGAUUAAUUAAAGGGAUAUUCCCUUUAAUUAAACACAACGUAAUGGACUGGCCUGAGGUCGUGCUACGAACAAGCAGCUGCUGGAAGAGAGUAGGUGAGUUGUGUUUAGUCUCUUUGAUGAAGAAAUUAGGCAAAGCUAAAAAGAUGUUUGGUGGUUAGUGCUGUGGCUGGGACCCUAUAUGUCCCGUUGAUGAAGUUAGGUGCUGUUCUGAACAUUAUUUGUGGCUAUAGAGUGGCUUUUUGGUUGAGGUUUGUGGCUCUCUGUAUUGCUAUCUUGCGGUCGUUACUGAAGUUGGUAUAACUAGAGAAGCAAGCGGUCGGCAACAUUCAUCUCUUGAGGGGGUGUCUAACUCGGUGUUAUGGUGUGUUUGACCCUAAAUUAAUUUUAUGCCGGAAUAUCCCUUUAAAUGAAGCAGUUACACUCUUCCUUUUAGAGGAAGUAUGAAAGCACUGACAUCCUUAACAACAAUGUUGGUUGAGUCAUUAAACUAAAUAACAAAUUUGAUUCUUAUAAUGUUGAUGUCAAGAUUAAACUUCAAAACUUUAAACUGAAAUAUUCGAAAAGAUCUUGAUGUAAUGAAAUUUGCACAAAGCGGUUAUUUACACUUUUUUUUUAAUUAAAAAAGAAAAGCCAGAUUACAGGUAAAUCUAACUCCUAAAUAGACAAAUUCUCUCAUAUUUUCUUUUCAAAUAUCAUAGAAAUGACUCACCUGAAAAGUCUUCAUCACUGGCUGAGCUACAGCGUGCGUCAUCAGUCUCAGUGGUAUCCUUCUCAUCCUCUUUGUACUUAUUGUCUUUGAGCAACACAGUCUCUUCCUCCUCCUCCUCCUUCUCUUCUUCUUCUUCUUCUUCUUCUUCUUCUGUAUUUACACUGAGAUGCUUCACAUCAUCCUCUUCAUCUCUACACGUUGCCAUGAAGAUCUUCAUCUCCCCAUCUUCAAACAGCACAGAUGUCUGAAAAGCCUUUUUAAAGUUCUCAGUGAAACUCAGAUCAGUCUCAAACCUGACCUUGUUGGCCCAGAUCAAAGUUGUCCCUGGUCUGCAGAAAUGCUUCAUGGUUACCAGGAGCUCGUCCAGGUAGUCAUGGUGAUAGACAACAUCCGAUGCCAGCACGUAGUCGUAACGAUACACAGAUUUAGGGUAGGUACGCUCCAGGUCGUAACCCCAGGAUAGAGUUGCGACCUGGGGUGUGUAUCUGCAUUGGCCUCUGGUGUUCCUGUUUAGGUUCACUCUCAGGUUGUUCAGGACUGCUGGCAGGUCUGUGGCUGUCACCCAAGCACCUGAGGACAGCACGAGAAACUGUCAAAGCUUUGACAUGUUUUCAGAGUGUCUUAUCUCACCCCUGUCAGGCUAUGAAAAUACUCCAGACUAAUAGCGUAUCCGAAAUUGCAUGUGAUCCCUUUAUGCGGCUACUUUCAACUUCCUGUAGCAAACAUUAAUCAGGGAAAUAUGUCGACAGCACGUACUUAGCUUGUGGUAACCUUAGGAAACCAGCAGAAGUAAUCACCUCAAAUAUCUUUUGCUUUUGGCCCUUUUAUUCUGAGCAAGAUUUCUCUACGUGUCUUGUUUUGACUUAAACUCUGGUAGUCACACAACAGAUGAGCAAAUUGAGUAAGAUUUGAAUCUCAUACCAAGGAGUGUUGCCACGAUUGAAACGAGACCGGUUCCUGCCCCGAUCUCCAGGACUGCCUUGUCCAUCAGAUCGAUCUGUUCACGGUGAGUUUCAAGGUAGUGGCAAAGAGCCAAACCCUGAGGGGUAAUCAAUAACAAACCAGAGAUACAAAGAGAUACUGGUGAGACUACAAAUUCAUCAGACUGCUGCUUUGACAGCAAAGGCAGUUCUAGUUUGGGGGUCUAGUUUAGGGGUUUUUAUGUCUCGCAGACACACAUGGUGGAAAAUGGAGAGUGGAAAAUGGAGUUAAGGGGCCCCACAAUCCAGAACUGAAAUCCACACUUCUACAUACUAUUUUAUUGUAUUAUUUUAUUUUCAGAUUCAUUUUUAUUAUUUCAUCGUUCUUGUAUUAUUCUAUUCUAUUGUAUUAUUUUAUAAUGGUAUUUUUUCUUGUGUUAUUUUAUUGCUUUUAUGUAAAGCACUUUGGGUACCAUUUGGGAUAUUGUAAAGUGCUAUAUAAAUAAAAUUUGAUUGAUUGAUUGAUUGAAGACAUUUGAUUACAUCACUUCCUGUUUGCAAAGCAAUGCACUCUGACAACUGUGGUUGCACGCAUGUAUACAUCAUCCUAUUUCAUACGAGGUUGCAAAAGUCAAUGAGGCCUGUACUCACAGCUGGCCAGAUCAUGCCUGCAUACGAGUCGAGACCCUCUUCAAUACUGAUCUCAUGGCCGACAUAAGAGUACACCUCUCUGGAUGAUGAGCAGAAGAAACACGGAGCCCAGAGCGGCUUCUUCUGUACAGGGACAGCUGGUUCAUCUGGAUGAUACAAGAGGUAGACACUCAGAUCUGUGCAGCUUUCGACACACCGUCUACUCAAUGUAAUUAUAUUUAUAUGUUAUAUCUUUGUCGGGCAUCUUACCCUUCUUCUCUUCCUCAUCGUUUUUGUCUAUCUCCUCCUCUUCGUCCUGAUUGUCCUCAAAUUCCUCUUCUCUACUCCUGUCGUUGGUUUCUUCCACAAAGGUUGCGGCCAAAGUAGCCAUGUGAAAACCUGUUUACAUUUUGAGUGUAAAAAGACAGAUAUUAUCAGCUCUACACCACACAGAAGAGUAAGAUACUAAGUUCAUAACAGAUUAAAGCUCCUGUGAGGAAUUUUUGGUUUGUAUCAAUCUUAGCGCCCCCCUGUGGAUGAAGCAGUCUUUGCUUAUUUUGUCCUUUAUAUAUUUUGUCCGAGACUGUUCAGACCCCCAUACUUU